Messenger RNA from Xyrauchen texanus (razorback sucker), 2168 nucleotides. RefSeq names its product lissencephaly-1 homolog B. The transcript is spliced from 11 exons. Bases 385 to 1617 code for a protein of 410 amino acids. Gene Ontology annotation, cellular component: neuronal cell body; neuron projection; cytoplasmic microtubule. The record is from RefSeq and is a predicted model, not a curated record. Lineage: Eukaryota; Metazoa; Chordata; Actinopteri; Cypriniformes; Catostomidae. Gene Ontology annotation, biological process: nuclear migration; vesicle transport along microtubule; brain morphogenesis. Gene Ontology annotation, molecular function: microtubule plus-end binding; dynein complex binding.
GUCAUCAGUAGACGGUUAUGCGGUGCAGAAAUCAAGGAGAAACAGCGCUGACUGAGCCGGACUUUCAGAAGAGACAUAUCUCAUUCGUUUUAAGUUUUUUUCCCCUGCUUUUGUGACCUGGCAGAUGAUAAACGCUUCAUGUAAGAAGAUGGCAAGUGGAUCAGACUGUUGAUAGUUCCAGUGGGUCAUCGGUUUUGCUCUGGUCUGGUGUGUCGUUGUGGAAGAAGAGUCUGAGCCACAAGCUGAAGGUGUUUCAAACAGCGUAAUUUUGAGCAAGACAUUGUGUGUCAUCUCCUUCCACAGUCCGUCCUGCUGAGGAGCAGCUCGGGACAACUUGACAGCUUCCUGCUUGGGGCAAAGACAGCACCCCACCCCCCUGCCAAAAUGGUGCUGUCACAGAGGCAACGAGAUGAAUUAAAUCGAGCUAUAGCCGAUUAUCUUCGCUCAAAUGGCUAUGAAGAGGCUUAUUCUGUUUUUAAGAAGGAAGCAGAGUUCGAUAUGAAUGAGGAGUUGGAUAAGAAGUAUGCUGGCCUAUUGGAAAAGAAAUGGACUUCAGUCAUUAGAUUACAAAAAAAGGUUAUGGAAUUGGAAUCAAAGCUCAAUGAAGCCAAGGAAGAGAUCACUUUAGGAGGCCCCGUGAGCCAAAAGAGAGACCCCAAAGAGUGGAUCCCACGUCCGCCUGAGAAGUACGCCCUCAGCGGCCACAGAAACCCUGUCACACGAGUUAUUUUCCAUCCUGUGUUCAGCCUCAUGGUCUCCGCCUCAGAGGAUGCCACUAUAAAGGUUUGGGACUAUGAGGCUGGGGACUUUGAACGCACACUGAAGGGUCACACUGACUCCGUGCAGGACAUCUCCUUUGACCAGACUGGAAAGCUGCUGGCCUCCUGCUCUGCAGACAUGACCAUCAAACUCUGGGAUUUCCAGGGCUUUGAGUGCAUCAGGACCAUGCAUGGACAUGACCAUAAUGUGUCGUCAGUUGCCAUCAUGCCCAACGGUGAUCACAUAGUGUCUGCUUCCAGGGAUAAGACCAUCAAGAUGUGGGAGGUGGCCACUGGUUACUGUGUGAAGACAUUCACCGGGCACAGGGAGUGGGUGCGUAUGGUGCGGCCAAAUCAAGAUGGCACGCUGUUGGCCAGCUGCUCUAAUGACCAGACGGUGCGUGUGUGGGUGGUGGCCACCAAGGAGUGCAAGGCGGAGCUACGGGAGCAUGAGCAUGUGGUGGAGUGCAUCUCUUGGGCCCCUGAGAGCGCACACCCCACCAUAUCUGAAGCCACAGGCUCUGAGAACAAGAAGAGUGGUAAGCCCGGGCCAUUCCUUUUAUCCGGAUCAAGAGACAAGACCAUCAAAAUGUGGGACAUAAGUACUGGCAUGUGCCUUAUGACACUGGUUGGCCAUGAUAACUGGGUGCGUGGAGUGCUGUUCCAUCCGGGCGGGAGAUUUGUUGUUAGCUGUGCUGAUGAUAAGACCCUACGGAUCUGGGACUACAAGAACAAGCGCUGCAUGAAGACUCUGAGUGCCCAUGAACACUUUGUUACCUCUCUGGAUUUCCACAAGACUUCUCCUUACGUGGUGACAGGAAGUGUAGAUCAAACGGUUAAAGUGUGGGAAUGUCGCUGAUUGCCAUAGGAUCCGCCCCUCUCCUGAUGCCACUACUUUGGCCACUCCCACACCUGCCCUUCAGGAUGCACUCAUUACUAUGGUUACCAAUUCAUCCAGCUCUCUUCUUAUAACUAUUGUCCUUUUAUGUAAAUUACUCUGGAUGUAAUUUGAGCUUAUUAAAUGUUACACAAGACACUCACAAGGAGGAGAAAAAAAAGAAAUAAGUAAAAAGUAAUAAGUAUUCUUGCAUGGUAAAUCCAAAACUUGUAAACUGUACAUUUUUGCUUCUCGUCAUCUAAAAGUACCAUAAGAUUAAAGAGCACAGGUGAUGCUCCAGCCUCAAGCGUUUAUGAGCAGAAGGCAGAAUGAUGCUGUUUGGGGAAUUCAGAAUACAGGGAACUCAAAACAAUUUCAGUUCUUUCAAUUUAGGUUUAUUUUCUUUUGACAUCUGUCACAGUCUGCUUUACAGAAAGGAAAGCUAAAAAAAAAUGCUUAAGACCAACAGUUUAGUGCUAAAUGUAAUUUAACAACAAAAGUCUCACUGGAUGCUUUGUUUUGCCACUUGAAAA